GAAAUCCGUAAAGAAGAACAAAUUAUUUGCUGUGCUUGGUUGCUAGUUAGGUAUCUAGUUCGUUGAGAAUAUGAUUGGGGAGCUACGGGAAGGAAAAUGUUGAAAUGAUAAAAACAGAACAAAACGACACCGUCAAAACAAAUUAUGGAGUUGCACUCCUGCACAUAUCUGGUCUGCAGAAAAAUGCAGACCGGACUGUUCUGUGCAUUGAGAUGGCAUUGAGCAGCACAGCAUCAGGAUGAAAGAGGAGGAACUGAGUGCACCGGACUCUGGCCCCGCGGCCGAGCCAGAACCCAAGUCAGGGUUCGGCACGCAUGAGCCGGCGUGUGUCACGGCACACUGCGGCUUCGCUCCGCACCACACUGGUACCGCACCGGUGAAGACCGAAACCAGUGUGGCGGAUGUUAUGGAGACGGAGUGCUCGAGCAGCACAGAGCUGGAAUGUGUAGCCCGUCUGCGUCCGGACCAAAUCAAAACAGAGUCUGACCAAGGAGACUACGUGAAAGCAGAGCAGGACUUCCGUCUUGUGACCGUCGGAUUCGAUGAGGUGAAAUGUGAAUCUGAUGAAAGUUUAGCGAGCUUUUGCAUGAAUGAUGAGGUGAGCGGAGCAAGGGAUUGUAGUGAGGCUCAGACGGAGUCGUGGCGGAGUGAGGGAGAAGUCAGUCCACGCUCCAGAGGUGACGGAGGAAUCGAUAACCCCGAAAUGCUUCACUGCAGCAGUAAAACUCGGCACUGCGACGUGCAGGGAUUGGGCAGUCGGAGCAGCUUUGUGCAGAACAGUCUGGGAUUGGUGGGCGUUUACACUUUACUACAGUGUCAGAAAAUGAGUUCUGGUGACAAAACCUACGGCUGUGGCCAGUGUGGAAAGCUGUUCACCCGGGCUCUGUGCUUGAAGCAACACAAGAGCAGCCACACGACUGGAAAGCAGUUUAAGUGCGACCACUGCGGGAGGAGUUUCAAACAGCCGUCUCACUUAAACCAGCAUCGGAUCAUUCAUUCCAACGAGAAGCCGCACGAGUGUGCCCAGUGUGGGAAGUGCUUCAGUCAGGCUGCUACUUUGAAGCAGCAUCAGAGGAUUCACACCAACGAAGAGCCCUUCAGGUGCUCCCAGUGCGGCAUGGGCUUCCACCAAGCUCAGAAUUUAAAACGGCACCAGAAGAUUCACACGGGCGAGAAACCCUACAGCUGUGGCCGCUGCGGGAAGUGUUUCAAUCACGUGUCUAAUUUAAAUCAGCACCAGAGAAUUCACUCGAAUGAGAAAACGUACAACUGCACCCAGUGUGGGAAGGGGUUUAACGAGGCAUCGCGUUUAAAUCGACACCAAAGAAUUCAUUCGGGUGAAAAACCAUACAGGUGUGUCCAGUGUGGCAAAAGUUUUAAUCAGGCGUCUAAUUUAAAACAACACCAGAGGAUUCACUCAAAUGAGAAAACGUACAAAUGUAGUCAGUGUAGUAAAUGCUUUAAGCAGGCAUCAUCUUUAAAUAAACAUCAGAGACUUCAUAAGUGAAUCUGCCUUGCGCUACACGCACACAAUUAUCUAUUUGUUGCAGCACCAUUAAAAGUAAAGAAGCUUUAA
Messenger RNA from Anguilla anguilla (European eel), 1576 nucleotides. RefSeq names its product zinc finger protein 664-like. The record is from RefSeq and is a predicted model, not a curated record. Gene Ontology annotation, biological process: regulation of transcription by RNA polymerase II. Lineage: Eukaryota; Metazoa; Chordata; Actinopteri; Anguilliformes; Anguillidae. Gene Ontology annotation, molecular function: DNA-binding transcription factor activity; RNA polymerase II cis-regulatory region sequence-specific DNA binding. The coding region runs from base 239 to 1507 and encodes 422 amino acids. The transcript is spliced from 2 exons.